This is a messenger RNA of Symbiodinium sp. CCMP2592, 1449 nucleotides long. The record is from the annotation of a GenBank genome assembly. Lineage: Eukaryota; Dinophyceae; Suessiales; Symbiodiniaceae.
AUGGUAAAUUAUAAGUCCAACUUUCUGGAGUUCCCUUUAAUUCCAAAAUCAGAAACUUUGAGUCGACCUAAGGAACUCGAUCGCACAAAAGGCACUGAGCUCCACGUCGUGACCUCGUUGGAGGCCCUUCGGGGUGCGCAAGCUGACCGGGGGCUGCACUGCGAUCCCGAAUGUGAAGGCGCUGUGGGCAAGAAAGUUUACGUGGACGAGGUGUUCUACCAAAAGCUCCAAGUGUACUACCCUGAGAAUCCACCCCCUAUUGGGCCGGAGCUGUUGCUUGCGGGCAGCGCUUUCCAAGAAUUGUGGUGCCCCACCGGGAUGUACGACGGCUUAUGGGUUUAUGGCCUGCUGUUUCUCUGGAUCUGCGGCCAGAUGUUGGGCCCGUAUCUGAUCCUGCCCCGCAUUGUCCGGUUGCGACUUCACGCUGAGAUGCAGCGCGAGGUGGAUGCUGGGCGAUGCCAAAUCUACCCAAUGGCCUUGGCUGGAGCUACUUGGCAGCAUUUUGCCACGACAGAGUUCAUCGACCACCGGAACCAAGCCUGGAAGAGCUUCCCUACUCUCGAGCUCGUGUUUUGCGUGAUCGCAGUCAUUGGAGUCUCUGUUGGAGCUGGCGUCUUUUUUCUUUCCUGGGUCGCUGUCCCGAUUGUUUUUGUUUGUGGGCUUGUUAUCCGUCUGACACACUCGAUCUACGCAUCUGUGCGCUUGCGCAAGCGUUUGCUUCUGGGCCGUGCUGAGCUUUUCUUCUGCGCUGCGCCAGCGGCGAAUAUGGUGUCCAUAAUUUGCGACGGCCGUGUGUUCUUCUACAAAAACAUAGGCGACAUUCCACAGCGACCCCCUGACGGCCUAGUGUGGUAUAGCUAUGAGACCAUGGCCGUGGCUAGAACGCAGCUGAUUGCGCGCAGCAACACCGACGACGAAAGCACGCCCAGCUGGUACUUGAACAUCAUCUAUGGCAGCUGCUUCAGCAAAUUGAGGCACAAUUCUUGGAACGUCGGAUCGAAGCUGUUCCCCGUGGAUAACGCCUGUGUGCAUGAUUUCCAGAGCUGGCUUGCUGAUCCAGAGAGGAGGUGGCUCUUUCGCUGUGAGGGAGCUACAGCCCGACCGCAGAGCUUCAUGCAACCCACCGACGAGACUUUGCGGACGCCCUUCCACAUGCCGGCCGGGGACAUGCGGACGCCGCUGAGCCCGAACACUAUGAUGUUCACUGCAGACGUGCAGAAGGUGGACGCCUUGUACAAGGUCACGAUGAUUUCCAUGUCAGGCGAGGAGGCAGCCAGUUUCAAGUUUACUGAGGGGCACACGCUCUCGGAUGUUCUGCACCGUGUUGCCAGCAGGCGAGAUUUCCGAGACCAUCAGGUCAAGAUCGUCCUCAGUGACGGUACGCAGCUCGGCAACAUGGACCCACGCAUGUCCCUUCCAGCGUUUUUCGAGAAGGCCCGAGCCAGCUGA